Molecule: messenger RNA, 618 nt
Organism: Saccharomyces mikatae IFO 1815
Lineage: Eukaryota; Fungi; Ascomycota; Saccharomycetes; Saccharomycetales; Saccharomycetaceae
Gene: TSR2
Product: Tsr2p
Exons: 1
Coding region: 1-618 (205 amino acids)
Biological process (GO): maturation of SSU-rRNA from tricistronic rRNA transcript (SSU-rRNA, 5.8S rRNA, LSU-rRNA)
Cellular component (GO): nucleus
Source: RefSeq, a predicted model, not a curated record
AUGAGCAUACAAUAUAUCGAUGAAACAGCAUAUGUUCAAGCUGAACAGGAUAGAGCUAAUUUAAUGUUUCAGGAUGAAAAGCAACAGGCUCGUUUUGAGCUUGGUGUUUCUAUGAUGAUUUACAAGUGGGAUGCUUUAGAUGUUGCCGUAGAAAACAACUGGGGAGGCCCAAACUCUUCUGAGAAGAGGGACUGGGUUACUGGGAUUAUCGUGGACCUUUUUAAGCAUGAAAAAGUAGUUGAUGUGGCUUUGAUUGAAGAAACAUUAUUGUAUGCAAUGGUUGAUGAAUUUGAAACUAAUGUGGAAGACGAAUCGGCUUUGCCAAUUGCUAUGGAGAUCAUUAACAUAUACAAUGAUUGUUUCAACCUAAAUUAUAAUAAGGUGGAAAAAUUGUACCUUGAGUGGGAAGAAAAGCAAAAAUCAAAACAACCAAAAAGAGUUGUACAUGUUGAGGGUGAUGAUGAUGAAGAUGAUGACGACGAAGAUGAAUACUAUGAUGACGACGAAGAUGAAGAUAUGGAUGAGAUUGUGCCAAACUUGGUGUCAUCUAAACUUGAACCAAUUGUUGAUGACGAUGGUUUUGAACUGGUUCAACCAAAGGGAAGAAGAAAGCAUUAG